CGCGCGCGCGCAAGGAUGUCCGUUAUUGCCAGGCUGCGCGCGCGCGCCUAGCGAGGCAAGCGGGAGAGGAGUGAGCGCGCGGGGGGGACUGGCGGCCCUCAGAUACCGACGAGCACGAGGCGGUUACCCGCUUCCCUUUCCCGUAAGAAGAGGCGACGCUUCGGCUGCGCCGGCCUCGGAGGAGAAGAGCGUGUGAGAGAGAGGCGGUGCGCUUGAGCUCGCCCCUGGGCGAAGCGACCGCGGCGUCGGCUUCGACAUCUUCUAGGCCGCUGUGGGCGGGGCUUAUUCGGACUCGGCCGGCCCUGCCGGGUCCCGCGCGCUUUCAGGAUGUCGGCACAGGCCCAAAUGCGCGCGAUGCUGGACCAGCUUAUGGGCACCUCCCGGGACGGUUCAAUGUAUCUAUGCCUGCCUACUUCAUUCUGCAAGGGAGUGUCAGAAAGGCCCCGCAUUCGCCGAGCCGGGAUACUACCCGCCAGCGAAUCAAAUUCAGUGAUGACAGAGUGUGCAAAAGUCAUCUUCUCAACUGCUGCCCUCAUGAUGUCCUCUCUGGAACAAGGAUGGACCUUGGAGAAUGUCUGAAGGUGCAUGACUUGGCAUUAAGAGCCGAUUAUGAAAUUGCAUCCAAAGAACAAGACUUUUUCUUUGAGCUUGACGCAAUGGAUCAUCUACAGUCAUUCAUUGCUGAUUGUGAUCGAAGAACUGAAGUGGCAAAGAAAAGACUGGCUGAAACCCAAGAAGAAAUCAGUGCUGAAGUUGCAGCCAAAGCUGAAAGAGUCCAUGAAUUGAAUGAGGAAAUUGGAAAGCUGCUUGCAAAGGUGGAACAACUUGGAGCUGAUGGAAAUGUGGAAGAAUCUCAGAAAGUAAUGGAUGAAGUGGAGAAAGCAAGGGCAAAGAAAAGAGAAGCAGAGGAAGUAUACAGGAAUUCCAUGCCUGCUUCCAGCUUUCAGCAACAGAAGCUUCGAGUUUGUGAAGUAUGCUCAGCAUAUCUUGGUCUACAUGAUAAUGACAGGCGGCUUGCUGAUCACUUCGGAGGAAAAUUGCACUUGGGCUUUAUUGAAAUAAGAGAGAAGCUUGAAGAACUCAGGAGAAUUGUGGCUGAUAAGCAAGAGAAACGAAACCAAGAACGUCUAAAGCGCAGGGAAGAGAGAGAGAAGGAAGAAAGGGAAAAGCUAAGGAGAUCUCGAUCUCAUAGCAAGAACCCUAAAAGGUCAAGAUCCCGAGAUCGCCGUAGACAUCGAUCUCGUUCUUCCUCACGUGAGCGAAAGAAAAGAACUCGCUCCAGAUCCCGUGAGAAACGUCACCGUCACAGGUCUCGUUCCACCAGUCGCAGCAGGAGCCGCAGCCACCAGAGAAGCAGGCAUAGCUCCCGGGACAGGAGCAGAGAACGCAGUUCUAAAAAAAGAUCCUCAAAAGAAAGAGCUUCCAGAGAUCAAGAACGAUCAAGAGACCGUAACAGAACAUCACAUGACAAAGAAAGGAGCCCCAGAGAAAAGUCACCUAGAGACCGAGAUUGCAAAGACAGGAAGCGUUCCUAUGAAAGUGCUAAUGGCAGAUCAGAAGACAGGAGAAGCUCAGAAGAGCGUGAAGCAGGAGAAAUAUAAUUGGCUGUACAUUCACUUGAUCCUUUAGCUUCCUAUGGAGUUGCAUACUGUGGUUUAGUUUACAGUUAUUCAAAGGGACACCAGUGAGCAGUUCCACACACUGAUCCAACUAGGGUAGAUGUACAGUGUAUAAAAAUGGUUAUAAUGAAGUCUGAAUUGACCCCUUUCAGUUGAUGACAGCUAAAGCAGUGUCCUUUUUUUCUCUUUUCCAAUAAACUUGUAAAACAUUAUUUUCAAAGAUCUCUCUUCAAAAAGACAACAAUUUUAUGUACCAAGACGUAGAUCUCAAUGUUUUAUUCUCCUUUUUCAAUACAAGUUAUAGUGAACAAACUAUAUUGUGCUCUUUGCCUUGGAUGCAUUCAAACCUUUAUAAACUACUCUAAUUUUCCUCCAGUCGAAACAGCAGCACUGAGUGGUUUUUAGGGAGGGCGGGUGGGUCCCAAAGCUUUUAAUUAACUCUGUAAUACGGUGUUCUCGGUUGCUUCUUGAGAGCCUAGGUUUGGCAGUAUGUUUUAGACGGGAUGUGUGCUGGAGAAAAUUGAACGUUUUUGGUUUUUUUACAGUGCCCAUUUAGACUUUGAAAUUGAACAGCUGUUGCAUUUCAUCCUUUUUAUUAAUUUCUAUUGAAACUUUGAAAUCAAAACCAGUCCCAUAUCUCUGUACCACUUGAUUGGUAUGUGUUCAGUAUACUUGGUUCUUUUUCCAUAAGAUUUUUUCUGCUUUUCUUGUGGGGUGUUAACUGCACAUCCUUAAUUGUAAAAAACAACAAACCAAUAAUAAAAUAAAUAAAUAAAUAAAUAAAAUAACAAUUUUGUCCCUUCUAGUAGCUUUGUGUUUCCCCACUCCUUCCUCGCAACUAAACUGCUUGUUGAUAAUGUCCAUGCUUUCUAUCAGGUAAAUUGUAUCUGGAACCUGCAUGGUGAUAUAUUGUUUUUUACCUGGAUGGUAACACUGUGUUUGAGGUACACAGUUGUAAUAAUAUAUCCCUUUAUGAAACAGACUAUCUGCAUUUUGAGGAACAACAACAUUCUGUUGCUUUUACAAUGGCAGCUUCCACUUGGGGAGGUUAAGAUGUUUAUAGAAUUUGCUGUUAGCAUGCCCACACAGACUUGCUCCAGUCUAGUCACAGCUCAAAAAAUUAUUUAUUGCUGAAGAUGUGAUUGGAUGAAUAUAUUUGGUACAUAUAAAUGUGUACAUGGCCUUCAUUUGUGUUUACAAAUAAACAUUGUUGGAGUUGGAGUUUGAACUGGCACUGUUUCCAUUAGAUUGAGAGAAGCUAUAUAAUUCAAUACCAUCUGUUAACUGUUGAGAAGGUUAUUUUCUUCAGAGUUAAGAGAGUAUAAUAAUGAGGCUUCUCAAAUUGAUUUGAUUUUUGUUUCAGUCCCCUUGCGUCAGCAAAGUUGAGCACGAAACCAUUGUUAAUAUUUUUUUAACUAGUUUGUUUUUAAUACUUUGUAUUUUAUAGUGAUGUUUCCUCAAUAAUUUUUAUUGUUUUUCAUUUAAAUACAAGAACAUAUAACUACAGUAACUUGUCCAUUGCUACAUUUUUACUAAGUUUCAUAUGCAGUGAGUACAUAGUACACAAGCAAUACAUUUACUUACGCAUUGUCAAUUGAAGUAGUCUGUCCGGAGAGAGUCUUGUGUUGAGAGUGGAAUAAAAGUAUAUUCUGUCUCAUUUAUAGAGGGAAGGAAAGGAAGUCAAGUCUCACCAAAAGUGUCCAUUCUUGAAGUGCUUUUAAUUAACCUGUGAUGAGUAAGGCAUUCCGAUAAAGCCACACUCCAAAUAUUUAACCAGAAGUCAAUGGCAAUUUCUGUAGAAUGUUUCCAAAUACUUAAUCUCUGCAUUUAAGGCUAUUUGAAUUUGGGUCUAAUAAUAUGUUGAGAGCUGAACUGGGCGAGGGGUUGGUGUGUAAUUUUAGAAAUAAUGUGAAACAUCUUUUCCCAAAAGAAGUAUACGAACAUGCAGCUCCACCUUGCAUGAAAAUGUGAGCCCCUCUCUCUGCAGCCUUUCCAGCAUAGGGGAGACAUACCGAUUUAUGUUUUGGUGAGAGAGUCCAGUGCCAGCAAAAGGUAAUUUUGAGAGAAGCCACCUACAGAUGAGCAGAGAUUACUCAUAGAGAUGGGUUGUGCCAAAUUGAUUGCCAUUUAUGAUCUGCCACUAUAAUCCCUAAAUUUCCCCCCUACAUUCUGCAGGCCUCCUGUAUCUCCUGUGUAUUGUUCUAAAAGAAUGCAAUAAAGAUUCAUCUCCUUUUA
This is a messenger RNA of Podarcis raffonei (Aeolian wall lizard), 3854 nucleotides long. RefSeq names its product LUC7 like 2, pre-mRNA splicing factor (gene LUC7L2). Gene Ontology annotation, biological process: mRNA splice site recognition. The record is from RefSeq and is a predicted model, not a curated record. NCBI's taxonomy places the organism in Eukaryota, Metazoa, Chordata, Lepidosauria, Squamata, Lacertidae. Gene Ontology annotation, cellular component: U2-type prespliceosome; U1 snRNP. The coding region runs from base 402 to 1601 and encodes 399 amino acids. Gene Ontology annotation, molecular function: mRNA binding. The transcript has 11 exons.